AUGCCACAAAGAGGGAUGCCUAUCCAGCUGUCGACGACGAGAAGGAUCCCAGAUGAUUCUCCGUCCAUCAACUUCGCCAUGAAAGGAAACGUCGAUGGUCUGAGAUUCCUGUUCAGUCAAAAACUAGCACACCCAAAGGAUGUCAGCCAAUCCCGAGGCUAUACUUUAAUGCGAUGGGCGCUCUACGGUGGGAUGCACAACUAUUAUGAAACCGUCAAAUUCCUCAUCAGUCAAGGGGCGCCUGUCGACGAAAUCUCUUCUAACAACGUCUGGGGCUUCGCUUUUCGCGGCAGCAGCACGGGAGUGGAGCAGGACGCACUUCGCUGUGUCACGGAGGGGUCCUUGGCUGCUAAACUGGGUGAAAACCCAAACGCUAUCUACCUCACGGAUACACAAAACCGAACGGUACUUGACUGGGCAACAGCAAGAGCUCAACUGGAAGAUAUUACUCUCCCGCUGAGGUAUGGUGCUGACCCCAACAACACGGAUGAGACAUGGAGGACCCCAGUGCUACAUGCUGUCGACAGUCACAACAUCCCAUGUCCCCGUCUGAUACUUAAGGGAGGCGGGAAUCCCAAUCCAGUAAUGCCGAAAGGUAUAUACCAGAGCAGUCCCUUGACGGCUGCGGGCUUUGCCGGAACGCCAGAAAUGCUCAAACUACUUCUCGACUUUGACGCCAACCCUAAGGCAUGCAACCCCGAAGGGUUGACGGCCUUGCAUUCGGUCGCGCGUACACAGAACGUCGAAUGCGCACGCCUGUUGCUCGAGUAUGGUGCGGAUCUGAAUGCCAUCUCUGGCAACGGUGUGACUCCGCUCACAACCGCAAUCAUGCAUAAUAAUCAUGCAGUCAUGAGACUAUUUGUUGAUCACUGCUACGAAUAUAUCACCACUGCAAGUCUUAGAGGUGUCAAACUCCUCUCGGCCGUUGCGGAGUUCGCCGACGUCGAAACCAUCAACAUUCUCUCCUCGACGCAUCCGAUGAAGCGACGUCGCGACUACAGCGACGAUCUGUUCCAGGCUUUCGAGGAGCUUAUAGCCACCGCCACCGCGGAGGAAGCCGAGUGUCGCUCGACUGAUAGUUUAGUCGAGUCGGGUCUUUUUCUCUCUGCAAAGUCGUCAUUUCAUGAGGAGUUGGCAGAAGCCCUUGCUCAGCUUGAAUCUGUUGCGACUGCCGAGAGCGUUGAAGCAGAGAGGAAAAUACUGGGCUCGACAUAUUGGACGAUUGGGCGAUAUACCACUGACUUCAAUGAGAUACGAGCAAUGACAGACAGUCUGAAGUCUAUAGUGAACGUAGGAACCAGACAAUUGAGGCCGCAGAGGAGUGAUAUUUAUCCCAUAGCAAAACAAUCCGUGGAUUGGCGGACUGUGCUCGCUUAUUACUCCACUAUUUGGGAGACCGAGUGGACCAAAAACGGCCGCUACACGGGAAGAACAGACAUCGCACUGACAGCUGAGGGCGAGAGCCAGGUCGACGGCACUGCAAAACUACUUGUUGGCACUGGCAAGCUUAUCGACCCAGAUCGGAUAGCGCAUGUGUGGGUCAGUCCACGGAAGCGGGCACAGCAGACCUUUCAUCUCCUGUUUAGUAACAGCGGCUCUGGAGUCUCACAUGACAAGGUCACACUGACCGAGGAUAUCGCCGAGUGGGACUACGGCGACUACGAGGGCUUGGUAGUCGACGAGAUUGUCCGAAGACGAAAAGCGAAAGGCUUGGAUCAAGAGCGCAAGUACAAUAUUUGGAGGGAUGGAUGUGAAGGCGGCGAAUCACCGCAACAGGUGGCUGAGAGGCUCGAUCGUUUGAUCGCGCAGAUCAAGGAUGUCCAGGCGCCACAUAUGAAUGGAGGGAAGCCGGCUGAUGUCGUGCUGGUCGCACACGGCCUCAUCCUCCGUUGCUUUGUCAAACGAUGGCUGAAAUACCCCAUAGAUGACCCAUUGCCGAUGAUGUUCUCACCAGGGGCAAUUGCGAUGCUUAGCUACAAGAACCAUGAUAUAGACAGUCCGGCAUUCUUUAUUGGUAUGGCGUUGCCUUCUCAGCCCUAG
This is a messenger RNA of Cladophialophora bantiana CBS 173.52, 2040 nucleotides long. RefSeq lists its product as uncharacterized. The coding region runs from base 1 to 2040 and encodes 679 amino acids. Gene Ontology annotation, biological process: ribose phosphate biosynthetic process. The transcript is spliced from 11 exons. NCBI's taxonomy places the organism in Eukaryota, Fungi, Ascomycota, Eurotiomycetes, Chaetothyriales, Herpotrichiellaceae. Gene Ontology annotation, molecular function: sedoheptulose-bisphosphatase activity; protein binding. The record is from RefSeq and is a predicted model, not a curated record.